AGAAGAUGAAGAAGUGUAGCGAAAUGGGUAGCAAAACUAACGGUUUGUGGGAGUGGAACUUAACAUGGAGAAGGAAGUUGUUCGAAUGGGAAGAGGAGGAGGCAAUGGAAUUACACAACAUGAUUCAAAGAGUGCAGACUUCACAAGGAUGCAUGGAUAGCUGGGAGUGGACCCACAGCAAGGAUGGCCAAUAUUCAACAAAAUCAGCAUACGCAAUUUUAGCAAAGGAGGAGAGGGAAGCAACAGAAAUUACAACCUUCUCAAGAAUUUGGAACUCUGUUCUGCCAAGGAAAAUUUCGGCAUUCAACUGGCAAUUACUACAAGACAGGAUUCCAACUAAAAUGAACCUGUUGACAAGAGGGAUAAUUAAAGACAUCCAAGACUGCAAGUGCGGAAUAUGUGGGGAGGAAGAAGAGGACACAAAGCAUCUGUUUCUGAAAUGUAACAUGGUUCGAUGGUUAUGGAUGGCUUGUGCAAAAUGGUGGGGUAUUAAAGUUAAAUUGGAAGCGGACUGCUGGAAUACCUUUCAAGUUGCUGGAAGAGAACCAAAAGAGAAAUGUAUUAGAGAUGGAUGGGAUUGCAUUUGGAAUUCUCUAGCGUGGACAGUGUGGCUGGCUCGAAAUCAAAAUACAUUCCAAGGCAAAGAGAUUAACUGGGAGAAGCUGUUGGAGCUCAUCCAAUUAAAGUCGUUCCAUUGGAUCACAGCAAAAAAAGAAAGGUAUGCCUUCACUUUAACGGACUGGUUUAUUAAUCCAGUUGCAUGCUUGAAAGAUUGCCAUAGGAAAAGAUAGGUACCAAUUAAAUAAUCUGUGGGAGGGGAGGGUAUUGAUGAUAUCUGGAAGGUCUGGAUAUGUUUUUUGCUUAGAUGGAUUGAGGUGCUGUGUAAUAGGGGCUCUUUAAGGCUUUUUGAGCAAUCAUUGACUGUAAUGGAAUUCACCUGUAGUCAAUGCAUGAUCAAUGCAUUGUGGGUCAGUGGGUGCGAUGGGCGAAGGUCUGUUUGAUCUGAACAGGGAGAUUUGUUGUGAACGCAAAGAUGGCAGAAUUCUCGUCACGGGCAUAGUGUCGACACUUCUUGUGGGGGUCGACACCUUGUGUUAACUAGUGAUAUUCAUCAAUUUGGGGUACCUCUUGUAUUCCGCUUAUUAAUAAAUAAUAUGUUUGCUG
This is a messenger RNA of Rubroshorea leprosula, 1164 nucleotides long. NCBI's taxonomy places the organism in Eukaryota, Viridiplantae, Streptophyta, Magnoliopsida, Malvales, Dipterocarpaceae. The record is from the annotation of a GenBank genome assembly.